Molecule: messenger RNA, 1476 nt
Organism: Trichobilharzia szidati
Lineage: Eukaryota; Metazoa; Platyhelminthes; Trematoda; Strigeidida; Schistosomatidae
Source: the annotation of a GenBank genome assembly
GCUUUCAAAAAUAAACUAGAUCUCUGUAGAGAUAUACAUCUCAAGGGUAAAAAGAAUCAAUAAGAGCCUUCUAUCCUUAUAGGCUGAAUUUGAGUUUAAAUUAAUUCGUUAUGAAGGUUACUGAAUUUCGUGUUUGACCCUAAAAUGAGCGGGUUUUAUGGUUAAUGACGUUAUUUGGAAAUAAAUCAACUCCGGCUGUGAUAUCUAUUAUUAGGUUGACUUAUUAGUCACCAUGUUGAGUCUGCUUAAAACAGUUUUUACAUUGCUACUGUUUUACUGUUUCUCAAUAUGCCUUACUUUUUUCAACAGCCGCUGUAUAAAAGUUGGUUUCAUUUUUUAUAAAAACCAACAUUAAUGACUAGGUUUUCCCAUAUCCUCUGUCAAUUACCCUGAUGCAUAUUAUUUUAAAGUUCCUAGUAGCCUGGUUACUGCGGUCAAUACUAUCAUGGUCUCGUGGUGUUCCAGGUAAAGAACUUGGUUGGUCAAAGUAUGUUCAGCUUGUUGCUGUUUCUGGUGCUUCGAGUGCUUUAGAUAUUGGUUUCUCUAAUUGGAGUUUUGAAUUUAUCACAGUGUCGCUAUAUACAAUGACGAAGUCGACCAGUGUCAUAUUCAUUGUCAUGUUCUCCGUGUUGUUGAAGCUGGAAAAAAAGAGACCCUCUCUAAUUAUCAUAGUUUUGCUGAUAACUUGUGGUUUAUUCAUGUUUUCCUACGAGUCUACACAGUUUGAUUACAUUGGCUUCCUGCUUGUCCUAUCAGCUUCUUUUCUUAGUGGGAUCAGAUGGUCUUUUACACAACUUCUUGUACAAGGGCAGAGUUAUGGUCUUUCUCAUCCGGUUGAUUUUAUGUAUCAUUCUCAGCCAUGGAUGGCCUUGGUUAUUUUGCCAUUUUCUGUUUAUAUAGAAGGUUUUGAACUUGCCACAGCGAAAAGCCUUUUUCGUGCGGACAGUAUCAACCAGAUAUUUGGUAAUUUAAUCCACCUAAGCAUUGGGGCUGUCUUGGCAUUUGGUCUUGAAUUCUCAGAAUAUCUGGUUGUCAGUUCUGCUUCAAGUUUAACUCUGUCAAUUGCAGGUAUAUUCAAAGAAGUUUGCACGCUGUAUUUGGCUGCAAAAUUCAACGGUGAUGUCAUAUCGAAUGUCAAUUUGAUUGGUUUCUUCGUUUGCCUAUGCGGUAUCACCUUACAUGUGGUCAUGAAAGCAGUUAGUGAAACAAGACACGUCGGGGAGAAAUCGCGUCAAUAAGAAGAGAAAGACUCCGUUGUUGGGGAGAGGUGGGGGACGCGGGACAUUGUCAUAUGACGUAACUUUCUGGAUUGACGGAGUAUAUUAGCCUUUUUGUCUUUCAUACUACUACUGGUUUGCUGUUCCAUGAUAUUACCAACUAAUUUUUGUUUUUGUUUGUUUUUUUGUUUUACUUGUUUAUUUUUAUUUGUUUAUAAAGCAGUUUUAUUGUUUGUUUUUUUGAAAAAAAUAAUCAGUU